AUGGCUGAUACCAAGGCAAAGGAGGUAAAGGCAGCUGCACCCACAGCUAAGCCUAAAAAAAAGUUGGCAAGCCCAGGAACUGCAGUUUGGGGAAUGGAGUCUACAGGUUCAGCAGAACUCGCAUGUUCCACAAAAAAGCUAUCUAUACGUUUCUUGACAAGAAGACACCCUAGAAGACAAGUUGUUUUGCAGUUCCUUAUUGAAACUUUGUUUGUACAGGUUGUCCCCGAGAAGCUCAGCACAGUCGUCAAGGCUAUCGAUGGUGAGAAAAAUGGAGACACCAGGGCUGUUUUGCUUGAAAAGAGGAAGGCAAAUUAUCAAUCACAGAUUUUAUCAUGUCUCACCCGCCUGAAAAAUUACUUCAAGGAUCACAAAGGACACCUUCAAGUAAACUGGCCUUUGAAAAUAAAUGCCUGCCAAUCAAAACAAAUCAAUCAAAUCUUCACUGUCACUACAUUCACAAAACUUGAUCUUAGCUACUUUAAAGUCCCUAAGCACAUGAAAGAUAGUUACUUUAAGAAGAAGCGUAAAAAGAUAGAUGCUGUGGAAACUUUGAUGAAGAACAAUGGACCAAUAAAAUAA
Molecule: messenger RNA, 582 nt
Organism: Copidosoma floridanum
Lineage: Eukaryota; Metazoa; Arthropoda; Insecta; Hymenoptera; Encyrtidae
Source: RefSeq, a predicted model, not a curated record